GAGGGAGGGUCCGCCCGGCCCCCCGCCGCCGCCGCCGCCGCCGCCUCAGCUGCCUCAGAAACGAGUCGCCAGGGGAACAUGGCGCCGGGGCCGCCGGGAUCACGGAGGCCGGGGCCGCACUGAGGGCGCCCCCGUGGCGGGCAGAAAUGUUGACGAUUUGGCGAUGAGAAGUUAAGAGCUGACAUCAUACUGGUGUACAACACUAUGGGACCUGACACUUUUGCAGCCAGACUCCACUGGUAAUGUUGAGAAGCCUCCACUCCACUGCAACACUAAUCUGAUCUUGAAAGUGGCUGAUUGUAGCAGGAUGUUUCGACGAUGAUGAUGGCAAGAAAGCAAGAUGUCCGCAUUCCCACCUACAACAUCAGUGUGGUGGGAUUGUCCGGGACUGAGAAGGAGAAAGGCCAGUGUGGCAUUGGGAAGUCUUGUCUGUGUAACCGCUUCGUGCGCCCGAGUGCUGAUGAGUUUCACCUCGACCACACCUCUGUCCUCAGCACCAGUGACUUCGGUGGGCGAGUGGUCAACAAUGACCACUUUCUCUACUGGGGAGAAGUUAGCCGCUCCCUGGAGGACUGUGUGGAAUGUAAGAUGCACAUUGUGGAGCAGACUGAGUUUAUUGAUGAUCAGACUUUUCAACCUCAUCGAAGCACGGCACUGCAGCCCUACAUCAAAAGAGCUGCGGCCACCAAGCUCGCAUCAGCUGAAAAACUCAUGUAUUUUUGCACUGACCAGCUGGGGCUGGAACAGGACUUUGAGCAGAAACAAAUGCCAGAUGGAAAGCUGCUGGUUGACGGUUUCCUUCUGGGAAUCGAUGUUAGCAGGGGCAUGAAUAGGAAUUUCGAUGAUCAGCUCAAGUUCAUCUCCAACCUCUACAAUCAGCUUGCGAAAACAAAAAAGCCCAUAGUGGUGGUCCUGACUAAGUGUGAUGAGGGUGUUGAGCGGUACAUUAGAGAUGCACAUACUUUUGCCUUAAGCAAAAAGAACCUCCAGGUUGUAGAGACCUCAGCGAGAUCCAAUGUGAACGUGGACUUGGCUUUCAGCACCUUAGUGCAGCUCAUUGAUAAGAGUCGGGGAAAGACAAAAAUCAUUCCUUAUUUUGAGGCUCUCAAGCAACAGAGUCAGCAGAUAGCGACGGCAAAGGACAAGUAUGAGUGGCUGGUGAGCCGCAUUGUCAAGAACCAUAAUGAGAACUGGCUUAGUGUCAGCCGAAAGAUGCAGGCCUCUCCAGAGUACCAGGACUAUGUCUACCUGGAAGGGACUCAGAAGGCCAAGAAACUCUUCCUGCAACACAUCUACCGCCUCAAGCACGAGCAUAUUGAGCGCCGGAGAAAGCUGUACCUGGCCGCCCUGCCGUUGGCUUUUGAAGCCCUCAUACCAAAUCUAGAUGAGAUUGACCACCUCAGCUGCAUAAAAGCCAAAAAACUCUUAGAGACCAAGCCAGAGUUCUUGAAGUGGUUUGUCGUGCUUGAGGAGACACCAUGGGAUGCCACCAGCCACAUCGACAACAUGGAAAAUGAGCGGAUUCCCUUUGACCUGAUGGAUACUGUUCCUGCUGAGCAACUGUACGACACCCACUUAGAGAAGCUGAGGAACGAGAGGAAGAGAGCUGAGAUGCGAAGGGCAUUCAAAGAAAAUCUGGAGACCUCUCCUUUCAUAACUCCUGGGAAGCCUUGGGAAGAGGCUCGUAGUUUUAUUAUGAAUGAGGAUUUCUACCAGUGGCUGGAAGAAUCUGUAUAUAUGGAUAUCUAUGGCAAGCACCAAAAGCAGAUCAUAGACCGAGCAAAGGAGGAGUUUCAGGAGUUGCUUUUGGAGUACUCAGAAUUGUUUUAUGAGCUGGAGCUGGAUGCCAAGCCCAGCAAAGAGAAGAUGGGUGUCAUCCAGGAUGUUCUGGGGGAAGAACAGCGAUUUAAAGCAUUACAAAAGCUCCAAGCAGAGCGUGAUGCCCUCAUCCUAAAGCACAUUCAUUUUGUGUACCACCCCACGAAGGAGACAUGCCCUAGCUGCCCAGUCUGUGUGGACGCCAAGAUCGAGCACCUGAUCAGCUCACGCUUGAUCCGGCCAUCUGAUCGGAAUCAGAAGAACUCUCUCUCUGAUCCCAAUAUUGAUAGGAUCAAUUUGGUUAUCUUGGGAAAGGAUGGUCUUGCACGAGAGUUGGCCAAUGAAAUUCGAGCCCUUUGUACAAAUGAUGACAAGUAUGUGAUAGAUGGCAAAAUGUAUGAGCUUUCUCUGAGGCCAAUAGAGGGGAAUGUUAGACUUCCUGUGAACUCUUUCCAGACACCAACCUUUCAGCCCCAUGGUUGCCUCUGCCUUUACAAUUCAAAGGAGUCACUGUCCUAUGUGGUGGAGAGUAUAGAGAAAAGCAGAGAGUCCACACUGGGCAGGCGGGAUAAUCACUUAGUCCACCUCCCCUUGACCUUAAUCUUAGUUAACAAGAGAGGAGACACAAGUGGAGAGACCCUGCACAGCUUAAUACAACAAGGUCAGCAGAUUGCUAGCAAACUACAGUGUGUCUUCCUCGACCCUGCUUCUGCUGGCAUUGGUUAUGGACGCAACAUUAAUGAGAAGCAGAUCAGUCAAGUUCUGAAGGGACUCCUGGACUCUAAGCGUAACUUAAACCUGGUCAGUUCUACUGCUAGCAUCAAAGAUUUGGCUGAUGUGGACCUGCGAAUUGUCAUGUGUCUGAUGUGUGGCGACCCCUUUAGUGCAGAUGACAUCCUCUCUCCUGUCCUGCAGUCCCAAACCUGUAAGUCUUCCCACUGUGGAAGCAGCAAUUCUGUUUUACUUGAACUCCCAAUUGGACUACAUAAGAAACGCAUUGAGCUGUCUGUGCUUUCAUACCAUUCCUCGUUCAGCAUCCGAAAGAGCAGGUUGGUUCAUGGGUACAUUGUUUUUUAUUCAGCCAAACGUAAAGCUUCCUUGGCGAUGUUACGUGCCUUUCUUUGUGAAGUGCAGGAUAUUAUCCCCAUCCAGCUUGUCGCACUCACUGAUGGCGCUAUAGAUGUCCUGGACAAUGACCUAAGUCGAGAGCAGCUUACAGAGGGGGAGGAGAUUGCACAAGAAAUUGAUGGGAGGUUCACAAGCAUCCCUUGUAGCCAGCCCCAGCAUAAACUUGAGAUCUUUCACCCAUUUUUUAAAGACGUGGUGGAGAAAAAGAACAUAAUCGAGGCCACGCACAUGUAUGACAACGUUGCUGAGGCCUGCAGCACCACCGAGGAGGUGUUCAACUCCCCGCGAGCCGGGUCACCACUUUGCAACUCAAACCUGCAGGACUCAGAAGAAGACAUCGAGCCACCAUCAUAUAGCCUGUUCCGGGAAGAUGCUACUCUGCCCUCUCUGUCCAAAGACCAUUCCAAGUUCUCUAUGGAACUGGAGGGAAAUGACGGGCUGUCUUUCAUAAUGAGCAAUUUUGAGAGUAAACUGAACAACAAAGUACCUCCGCCAGUCAAACCAAAGCCUCCUGUCCAUUUUGACAUCACAAAAGAUCUGUCUUACCUAGACCAAGGCCACCGGGAUGGACAGAGAAAGUCUGUGUCCUCUAGCCCCUGGCUGCCUCAGGAUGGGUUUGAUCCUUCUGACUACGCGGAACCCAUGGAUGCCGUGGUCAAGCCGAGGAAUGAAGAAGAAAACAUAUACUCGGUGCCCCACGACAGCACCCAGGGCAAGAUCAUCACCAUUCGCAACAUCAACAAAGCCCAGUCCAAUGGCAGUGGCAAUGGCUCAGACAGUGAAAUGGACACGAGUUCUCUAGAGCGAGGCCGCAAGGUGUCCAUGGUGAGUAAGCCUGUGCUGUAUAGGACAAGAUGCACCCGGCUCGGGCGGUUUGCUAGUUACCGCACCAGCUUCAGCGUGGGGAGUGAUGAUGAACUGGGGCCCAUCCGAAAGAAAGAAGAGGAUCAGGCAUCCCAGGGCUACAAAGGGGACAAUGCUGUCAUUCCAUACGAAACAGAUGAGGACCCUAGGAGGAGAAAUAUUCUUCGCAGUCUAAGGAGGAACACUAAGAAACCAAAGCCCAAACCCCGGCCAUCCAUCACAAAGGCAACCUGGGAGAGCAACUAUUUUGGGGUGCCCCUAACAACUGUGGUGACUCCAGAGAAGCCAAUCCCCAUUUUUAUUGAAAGAUGCAUUGAGUACAUUGAAGCCACAGGACUGAGCACUGAAGGCAUCUACCGGGUCAGUGGGAACAAGUCAGAGAUGGAGAGUCUACAGAGACAGUUCGAUCAAGAUCACAAUCUGGACUUGGCAGAGAAAGACUUCACUGUGAACACUGUGGCAGGUGCCAUGAAGAGCUUUUUCUCAGAAUUGCCAGACCCCCUGGUCCCGUACAGCAUGCAGAUUGACUUGGUGGAAGCACACAAAAUCAACGACCGGGAACAGAAGUUACAUGCGCUUAAGGAGGUGUUAAAGAAAUUCCCAAAGGAAAACCACGAAGUCUUCAAAUAUGUCAUCUCUCACCUCAACAAAGUCAGCCACAACAACAAGGUGAACCUCAUGACCAGCGAGAACCUGUCCAUCUGCUUCUGGCCCACCCUCAUGCGGCCUGACUUUAGCAGUAUGGAUGCACUCACAGCCACACGCUCCUACCAGACCAUCAUCGAGCUCUUCAUCCAGCAGUGUCCCUUCUUCUUCUACAACCGGCCCAUCAGCGAGCCUCCAGGCGCUGCACCUGGCUCCCCCUCAGCUGGGGCUCCCACUGUCCCCUUCCUCACCUCCACACCUGCCACCAGUCAACCAUCACCUCCCCACUCACCUCCCCCCACGCCCCAAUCCCCAAUGCAGCCAUUGCUCCCCUCCCAGCUCCAAGCUGAACACACGCUGUGAGCCACUGCAGCUCAGGUGGCGGGAGAACCAGUCUUCUUUUUCACGGGGUGGCAUUUGGCCUUGAACAAAACCAGGUUCCCUGGGGUAGAGGCCGAAGCUGAGCACCCUGCUCCUCCAUCGCCUUCUCCAGACCUCAGUGGUGGUACUAGCCUGUGUCUAGCACAGGCUGCACAGUCGGGCACCCUGAAGUCAGCCCUGCCCUUGGCCCUGGAUCACUUUGAGGAUUGAAUUAGUCAGGCAGCAGCUCCAGCAGCCCUCCCCUGCUCCCUGAACCCCUUACCUACCUGCCUGCGUACACCAGCGUCAGGGCCCUACCCCUGAGUGUACAGAGCCCACCGUCAGGACAGCACCCCAGCCUCUGCCAGGGGCAGAGGUUGCACCCUAGCAGGGCUGGCCCCCUGAUGAGGACGCUUCCCACAUACUUGGUCCUCUCUCAUCUUCCAUACCUGCACACACACACCUGCCAGUGGGGUCCUUGGAAACACAUGGGCCAUGGCUCUGCCACCCCAAGGUACAUGCUGGGGUGCUAGCCUGGCCCAACCACAGCAGGAGAAGAGCUUUGUGGUUUCCCUACUUCAACCCCUCCCAGGCAUCUGACCUAUUCCCUACAGCAAAGGAACACUGGAAGAAAGAUGGAACCCUCCAUGGAGAAACAGAGGCAAAAAGCACCAGAAAAACAGACCACAGGACCACUCCCAUCUGCCAGGCCACAGGGUAAAAGGACCCUUGUCUGUGUGACAGCAAAGCAAGGACGCCUGGACAAUGACCUCGAGCCCACUGGGCCCCGUAGGUCCUGUCAGCAGCUCUCUCAUCCCUGAGAGAAAGGUUAGAGCCUUGGAGGAAUUAUAGCACCCCACUCUGUGGAGAAACACUAUGUAUACACACAGCAGCCAGAGUAGUAUGGUUGGUUGACGUGGGGUCAUUUCAUCUCAGGCUGUGGGUGCUACCAGCAAAGGUGUUGGUGGGAUAUGGGCAGGUGUGGGCACGUUUCAGAAAUGAGUAUCUGGUCACAUGCAGGAUUCUGUGGUCCUGAGGCCAGCAGGGCCUAGAAGAGCUCAAGGCACAGAGAGUCACGAGCCUAGUCAUCACCACCCCACCCUGACCUAGCCCUGCUUCUCUUUCACUCACCCCAGAGGCCUCCCGACACCCCUCUGCCCCCCACUUUUUAUCCUUGCACUGGGCCACUAAACCUGACACUAAGGUACCCUGGGCAUAAGAGGGGCCUGGGCCCCACAGCACUGUCCUUGGUCUCGAAGUUGCACUUUAGAAAUAGCAUGUGGGUGUAUUCCCAGGGCCUGAGGCUGACUGCCACCCACCUUCACCAGGCAGGGCCAGAGGAGGGCGGCCCCUGGCCAGGGCCCUGCCCCUGAUAGCUGGCUAUCCCCUUCCAGUUCUUCAUGGCACAGUAAGGUGCUUGGAAACACUAAGUUACCCUGCGAGUUUAAUUGCCUCUUGAGAACAUAGAACCACACCCAAGGUACAGACCUGUUCCGUGUACAUGUUUUCCCCCAUGGUGGGUCUUUGUCAUGUGCUGUGGACCUGGGUCAGCAAGAACUUAAAUGCAUGUGGUAUCCACUGAGGUCACAGACAGUCCUCUGCCCUGAGCCCGAGGCUGAGGAAAUGGCUUCCCUUCAUUUGCUUCUCUUUUGGGUCUUGCUUCCUCAGCUCUUAAAGGAGUUAGAGGUAGAUGGAGACUGGGCAGGGGGACUUGGGGCCAUCUUGCUGUGAACAGGAGGACAAAGGGAGUUGUGACCCAAGCUGUUGGCAGCACAGGCCACCUAUCCCUGAGGUCACUGCAUGCACCUACUGUGUACUGUCUGUGGUUUGUGGAGAACUGGGAGAGGACAGUGCAGUGUUGGGGAGCCCUGUUUGAACCCUUGCCUUAUAGACACCAGCUUGGGGCACCUCCUGCCUGCAGCUCCCUACAAGAGCAGGUACCAGGAGCUGCUGACCUAGCUCUGCUUCCCCAGUCACUCUUAAGUAGCCUUGCCUUUGUGGCAGCAAAGUGAUUUUGGGGGCCCACAGAGGAGAGAGUACCCAGGGUUUGGGUGGGAUGCCCUGACCUUGCUCAGGAUGCCACCCUCUCCUUUUCCAUUGGGUUCAAAGCUCCAGGAAGCACUGUCACAGGCCUCUGAGGGCUGCACUGCUGAGAAUGGGCAGGCAGGUUAGCUGUUACCCUGCCCAGAAAGCAGCCCUGGAAGUGGCCUCAGCCUGGUGCCUCCCAGCAACACGUGUGACCCCUCGCCAGCAGCCCAAGCAGAGUUUUGUGCUGCAUGUUGGGUGGCACAUGAUCCUGCACUGUCACACCCUUCUCAUCUCUGGACAAUUUUAGAAGGGACAUGGAGAGUUCUGGCACUCUGUGUCUGCUCCACACCUCCUGCAUUUUCCCCAGCUGGGGCAGGUGGCAGCCUAGCAGAGGCCCUUGCCCUCACUUCUGUUUAUUUUUGCCACUGAAGAGGUUGACAUCAUAGGAGCAGUUUGCAGGCAGGGGUGGGGGUCAGUCCUCCUGUGGCUUGUGCCUUGGCCCCUGCUCUAAGGUGAGGGAGCCCUGAAGGCCUGCAUCCCUUAGUGAGGGCUCCCACAGGGUACCUAUGUUCUUCCUGAAAACCCCCAAGACUUGACAGCAGACCAGCUGCAGCUCUUGACCCUCCCCGCAGUCAUCUAGAGAUGGUAUACCAGUCAGGGUGCUGCGCUCCGCAUCUGCCUGUAUGCUGAGUCCAGGACUGCCCAGCCAGGGGCAGCAUGGGGAGGCCCCAGGAGACCCCUCACCUGCCACCCCAGCCACAAAGCCCCCCCCGUGUAGUGGAGCCAGGGCAUAAGUUAUUGUUUGCAUUACAGAAUCAUGUUCCCUGUGUACAUUUUAAACAAAGGCAAUGUCUCGGGGUUGUAUGGGAAUAAAACUUGUUUGAAAAUUUGGAAUAGUGCUGCUGCCGGCUUAUUUUUCUGGUACUUGUAUUUUCACAUGUUAAAUCAUCUUUAUAUAUGUUGAAUUAACAAAUAUUUUGUUUCCUGAGAACAAAACAUAUUAAUGGUAUUGAAAUGUGUUAGUAGUCAGGCCGUGUGCCCAAAAUUCUGUUUCGCAGCAAAAGUGGAGCACUGUCUGUGAGUAGAACAAUGAUUUCCUGUAUCGUAGGGGUUCGGGCCAGAGCCUCUCUAGUUGGUGUUAGGAAUGUUUGCUUCAUUUCCAGGCUUUUUGAACACGUCAUGGGUUUCCGAGGCUCCAGCCUAUUUAGUGCAUGGGCAGCCAUCCCGGCAGCCGAGGCAUCUCUGACCGAGGUGUUUUCCUUUGGUUUUGUUUUUUAAAAUCGUGUAUUUGCUACAAAGUAUUGUACUUGUCUCAAUGGGAAUGGUGUAAAAAACAAAAA
This is a messenger RNA of Nannospalax galili (Upper Galilee mountains blind mole rat), 8183 nucleotides long. It is a transcript of the gene Arhgap35, whose product is annotated as Rho GTPase activating protein 35. Gene Ontology annotation, biological process: signal transduction. The record is from RefSeq and is a predicted model, not a curated record. The coding region runs from base 319 to 4818 and encodes 1499 amino acids. NCBI's taxonomy places the organism in Eukaryota, Metazoa, Chordata, Mammalia, Rodentia, Spalacidae. Gene Ontology annotation, molecular function: GTP binding; GTPase activity. The transcript has 7 exons.